Molecule: messenger RNA, 27109 nt
Organism: Podarcis lilfordi (Lilford's wall lizard)
Lineage: Eukaryota; Metazoa; Chordata; Lepidosauria; Squamata; Lacertidae
Source: the annotation of a GenBank genome assembly
GGAAAGGCUCCCUGCCUGGAAAUACUGGAGAGCUGCUGCCAGUCAGUGUAGACAAUACUAAGCCAGAUGGAGCAAUGGGUCUGGCUCAAUCUAAAUCCAUUUCCUCUGUUCCUGUCACAAAUCAUUCCCAAGCAAACCAGCUCUUCAUUGUGGACCGCUGACUAUUUUGACUCCUCUAAUGGCUUCCGGACUCCAACUCCCAUCACAUCUGACCUUUGAUCUUCCUGGCUGGGGCUGAUGGGAGUUGGAGUCCAGCAAGAUCACGAGGGCAGCUCCUUCCCCAUCUUUACGUAUUGAAAAAGUGAGCUCUUUCCCCCACCUUACGUAGCUAGCUAGCUAAAACGGAGUCACAUCCAGUGCCGGAUUUACAUGCAGGCUGAGCAGGCCGCAGCCCAGGGCCUCCUAAUCUAGGGAGCCCUUGGCCUCUUGCAAAAAAAACCAGGCAGAUUUUACAACCUAGGCCAAGUUGCUUGGUAACAGUAAAGAAGAGAACGUGGUUUUAUUUCUCGUGAUCAGAUGCUGCUAAGUUUGGACCUCCCAAGGUCUCCCAUUCCAGGGGCUCCAGUUGCUUCAAUCUGGGCCUGGUCACCUGUGUAGAAGGGUGCUGUCAGCACGCCUGAGAGAACCACAAGGUACCCAGGAAAAAAAUGGGUGUAAGGGGUGUUGGAGGAGCCUAAGAGGGGAAGAAGCCCAGAACAGGCAGGUGAACAAACUGAGCAUCCUCUGUGGUCACAGAAUCCAAUUUUGCGUGGGGAGGCUAAAUGGAAUGGAGCAUCAGAAGAGAGGGCACGGCUGGCUGGCUGGCCCACUGAACAGAAGCAUAAAGGUAAAAAGGUAAAGGGACCCCUGACCAUUAGGUCCAGUCGUGGCUGACUCUGGGGUUGUGGCGCUCAUCUCGCUUUAUUGGCCGAGGGAGCCGGCGUACAGCUUCCGGAUCAUGUGGCCAGCAUGACUAAGCUGCUUCUGGCGAACCAGAGCAGCGCACGGAAACGCCGUUUACCUUCCCGCUGGAGCAGUACCUAUUUAUCUACUUGCACUUUGACGUGCUUUCGAACUGCUAGGUUGGCAGGAGCAGGGACCGAGGAACGGGAGCUCACCCUGUCGCGGGGAUUCAAACCGCCGACCUUCUGACUGGCAAGUCCUAGGCUCUGUGGUUUAACCCACAGCGCCACCUGCGUCCCAAACAGAAGCAUACCAUGCUGCAAAUUUUUGUUGCUGACCCUCUGUGUGAGUCUCUCUUUCUACCCAGGUCAUGUGGGCGGGGAGGGGGGGGUUGCAGUGAUUUUUAGGAAGUCACUAGCUUGCACCAGGCGUCCUACUGGGAAGAUCCAGUUUUCUGAGUGCAUGUUCUGGAAGUUGGGCAAUAGGGGCAGUACAGGAUUCCUUUUGGUGUACCGACCUCCCCGCUGCACCAAGGAUUCCCUGUCCGAGCUGCUUCAGGUCGUGGCGGAUUUUCUCCUGGAGACACCUAGUUUGGUUGUCCUGGGGGAUUUUAACAUCCACGCCGACACGACCUUACAAGGGGCUGCUCGGGACUUUGUGGAAAGCAUGGCCUCCAUGGGGCUGUCCCUGAAUAAGUUUGGCCCAACUCAUAGUCAUGGACAUGCCUUAGACCUGGUGUUCACCUCUAUGGAUGUUGGUGAUCUGACACUAAGUAAAAGUGAAACAAAAGAAGUGCCAUGGUCAGAUCACUUCCUGGUGCAACUGGACUUCUCCACGACCCUUCCCCUCUGCAGGGAGGUGGGACCAAUUUGGAUGGUCCGCCCCCGCCACUUCAUGGAUCCAAAUGGUUUCCAGAGAGUGGUAGGGGAUGCUUUAUCCCAUGUUGAUGGCCUUUCAGCUGAUUCCCUGGUGGCCCGCUAGAAUGCGGAGUUAACCAGGGCUAUCGACUGUCUGGCUCCGAAGCGCCCUCUCCGAUUGCAUGGAGCCCGGACAGCCCUGUGGUUUUCUUCAGAGCUGAGGGCGAUGAAACAAUCGCUGAGACGGCUAGAGCGUCGGUGGCAGAAAACUCACUCCGAAUCUGACCGGACACAGGUUAGAGCUCAACGUCGAGCCUACCAAGUGGCGAUAGCGACGGCGAAGAAGACUUUCUUCACCGCCUCUAUUGCAUCUGCAGAAAAUAGUAGCAGGAGACUCUUUCAGGUGGUUCGCAAUUUAACGGAACCACCUUUACCACCGGGGCCUUGUAAAGACCCCAAGAUCUCCUGCAACGAUUUUGCAAAGUUUUUUUGCAGAUAAAAUCACUCAUAUUCGGAAGGAGCUAGACACCACCGUGGGGGCAGGGCCGGGGCGGGAGAGUGCUAGAGCCCUGUCUGGUCAAGUUGCAUGGAAUCAAUUUCAAUCCGUUACCCCCGAGAUGUGGACAGGCUGCUUGGACGCGUGAAACCAACCACCUGUCUCCUUGAUCCUUGCCCAUCCUGGCUAAUAAAAGCAAGCCGGGAAGGGCUGGGCGAUGGGCUCUGCGGGGUGGUGAAUGCUUCCCUGUGAGGGAACAUUCCCAGAUCCGCUGAAAGAGGCGGUCAUUAAACCGCUUCUUAAAAACCAUCUUUAGAUCCAGCCAGUAUGGCCAACUAUCGCCCAGUCUCAAAUUUACCAUUCUUGGGCAAAGUGAUUGAGCGCGUGGUUGCUGAACAACUCCAGGCACGCCUGGAGGAUGCGGACCAUUUGGAUCCCUUCCAAUCGGGAUUCAGGCCUCAUCAUGGGACUGAAACUGCCUUGGUCGCGCUGGUUGAUGAUCUCCGGCGAGCUAGGGACAACGGUGAGAGCUGUUUCCUAGUUCUGCUGGAUCUCUCAGCGGCCUUUGAUACAAUCGACCAUAACAUCCUUCUGGACCGUCUAGAGGGGCUGGGAGCUGGGGGCACUGUUAUACAGUGGUUUCGCUCCUUCCUCCUGGGCCGUGUUCAGAAAGUGGUGGUGGGGAUGAGUGUUCAGACCCCUGGGCCCUCACUUGUGGGGUGCCUCAGGGUUCCGUCCUCUCCCCCAUGCUUUUUAACAUCUAUAUGAAGCCGCUGGGAGAGAUCAUCAGGGGUUUGGACUGGGUGUCCAUCAAUAUGCAGAUGAUACCCAGCUCUACCUCUCUUUCAAAUCAGAACCAGUGAAGGCGGUGAAGGUCCUGUGUGAGUGCCUGGAGGCGGCUGGAGGAUGGAUGGCGGCUAAUGGAUUGAAGUUGAAUCCUGACAAGACAGAAGUACUGUUUUUGGGGGACAGGGGGCGGGCUGGUGUGGAGGACUCCCUGGUCCUGAAUGGGGUAACUGUGCCCCUGAAGGACCAGGUGCACAGCACUGGGAGUCAUUUUGGACUCACAGCUGUCCAUGGAGGCGCAGGUCAAUUCUGUAUCCAGGGCAGCUGUCUACCAACUCCACCUGGUACGCAGGCUGAGACCCUACCUGCCCACGGACUGUCUCGCCAGAGUGGUGCAUGCUCUAGUUAUCUCCCGCUUGGACUACUGCAAUGCGUACGUGGGGCUACCUUUGAAGGUGACUCGGAAACUACAACUAAUCCAGAAAGCGGCAGCUAGACUGGUGACUGGGGGCGGCCGCCGAGACCACAUAACACCGGUCUUGAAAGACCUACAUUGGCUCCCAGUACGUUUCCGAGCACAAUUCAAAGUGUUGGUGCUGACCUUUAAAGCCCUAAACGGCCUCGGCCCAGUAUACCUGAAUGAGCGUCUCCACCCCCAUCGUUCUGCCCGGACGCUGAGGUCCAGCGCCGAGAAGCAUUGCGAGAAGCAAAGCUACAGGGAACUAGGCAGAGGGCCUUCUCGGUAGUGGCGCCCGCCCUGUGGAACGCCCUCCCAUCAGAUGUCAAAGCGAUAAAUAACUACCUGACAUUCAGAAGACAUCUUAAGGCAGCCCUGUUCAGGGAAGUUUUUAAUGUGUGAUAUUUUAGUGUAUUUUUGGUUUCUAUGGAAGCCGCCCAGAGUGGCUGGGGAAACCCAGCCAGAUGGGCAGGGUACAAAUAAUAAAUUAUUAUUAUUAUUAUUAUUAUUAUUAUUAUUACACACACAAACAUUCACAGUCUGCCUACACACAUACAUGGAGCGGAUUGUAUCCAACCAUGUUUUACUUGGGAGUAGACCCACCAAAGUUAAUGGACCCAAGUUAGUCGCGCCCAUUAUUUCCAACUGCACCUACUCUUCACAUUUUGUCUUUGUCCUGGGCUUCUGCAUACCUUGUUCCCGAGAGCCAAGCAGCUGUAAUCGAACUCCCAUCUAAGGUCUGCUAUCUAUAAAAAAGGCAAAUAUCUAUAUAUUUGCUUCCAGCCUUGUUAAAUACAGAGAGGGGCUCAAAGUCCUCAUCUCCUCUUGGCUGGAGGUCCUCCCUCCCUCCUUGCCACCUGCCCAUAGGUGUUAACGUUUCCCUUUUUUUAAGGGAAAUUCCCUUAUUCCGAAUAGGAUUCCUCGCAAGAAAAGGGAAAAGUUGACAGCUAUGCUGACCUGCCCUGCUUCUGACAUUUCACUAAGCCUUGCCCCGAUUCUUCUUAGCCAUGAGGACUAGCCACUUACUCCGAAUUAGGCUCCGAGUUCCAGCACCGAGGGCAGUGCCGUCCGGGAGCGCUAUUAUUCUUGACGGACGGUGGGGCCUGACUCAGAACUAAAAGUCUUAUAUAUAUAUGUAUCCUGUUUCGCUGGCUCUCCCUUGCGUGGAGGAAAGCUUCUCAAAUGUCCUGGUCUUGUGACGGUUACUUUGGACAUGCCCCAGGUCCUCGGAGCCAGCCUCCUGCAGAUCUCUGCUCACGGCAGACCGGCCCAAAUAGCCUGCCCCUCCUUCAUCUUUUAUUGGCUCGGGAGAGACUUUAAUCAUCACCCUUUAGCCCAAAAUCGUAGGGGCGUGAGGACAAGGAGGUCCGAGUAUCCGGCUUCUGAGUGAAGUCCGUUCUGCAGCUGUUAGACAAGUGCCCUCUUGGAUCAGACAAAUCAGGCGUAAUCACGGUCUGUUUUUUUAAAAAAGGAAUCCACCCGGGAGAGAGGGUCCCUUUCUGCUUAUGGAUCUCGGAGCAUCGUCCAUCCCUAAGAAGACAUCCCUCGAGGAUUCAGCCGCUGAGCCACAGGCUUCCGCCCCAAGUUGCUGCAGGGAAUUAUGCCGAUUUAUUCCUUCCAACUUCUGGCAAGAAACAAAGAAAAUUUUGGUGCUGGCAGGGCCGCUGGUAAGACCCCAAAUCCGUGGUUAAUACGCCGAUUCUCUGUGCUGGCAAGACAACGUCCUUUCCCACUCUGAAGUUGAUAUCUGCCAGCUUUUGUCUCCACUCUGUUCAACCUGGGAUAGCUGAGUCAGUAGAGCGUGAGACUCUUAAUCUUGGGGUUGUGGGUUCCAGCCUCUCAUGGUCCCUUCCACCUCUACGGUUCUGUGAUUCUAUGGAGCUUGCUGCUCACAGUUAAAUUGCUGAGAGCUAAGUCAUGGUAAGGCCCGGGGGCCGAAUCCGGCCCAUUCGCCUUCUAAAUCCGGCCCGCGGAUGGUCCGGGAAUCAGCGUGUUUUUACGAGAGUAGAAUGUGCCCUUUUAUUUAAAACGCAUCUCUGGGUUAUUUUUGGGGCCUGCCUGGUGUUUUUACAGGAGUAGAAUGUGUGCUUCUAUUUAAAACACAUCUCUGGGUUAUUUGUGGGGCAUAGGAAUUUGUUCUCUCCCCCCAAAAAAAUAUAGUCCGGCCCCCCACAAGGUCUGAGGGACAGUGGACCAGCCCCCUGCUGAAAAAGUUUGCUGAGUCCUGAGCUAAGUUGAUGGAGAUGAACUCUGCUGCAUAGCUCCCAUCUAAAGUCUGAUUUCAAGACCUUAGAUCUGAGCUCUCUCGCUGCUCUGGUUUCCAAAUGUAGGCCUGUUUGGCUGCCAAGCUAGAGGUGCUCAUAUUAAAGGGUGGGCAGUGGGAUUUUAAUCGCCGCUAAAUUCACAACAAUGUCAUUUUAUUUUCCACAAUCCGCACCAUAAAUUCUUCCCAGCACAAUAUGACAGUUUCUAGGGUUAUAUGUCUCCAAAUUUCCUUUAAUUCUUUUCCCCCAACAGACACUCAUCCAGUUACUCGUAUUUAUGAUCCAUGUCGUCAGCACAAUAUUCUGUGGCCACCUUGGCAAGGUUGAGCUGGCUUCUGUCACCCUUGCCAUUGCGGUGAGUGUUUUUAAAUGUGUGUGUGUGUGUGUCUGUGCGUAUGUGUUUUAAAAUGUCCCUGGACCUCUGCAGAGUGUCCUCGUUGCAUCUCUGAAUGAGUCAAUGUCCAAUCAGGAUGUGUGCCCAGAACGGGGACUCAUUCAGAGCCAGACAAGGGAGCAGAAGACUCCUUCUAGAGAGGGUCAUUGCUGGCCUUUCACACACUUUGGCUGGAUUAGUAAUGCAUGCCUUGAAUUUGGGAAAGGGCUGUAGCUCAAUAGUAGAGCACCUGCUCUGCAUGCAGAAGGACCCGGGUUCAAUCUCCAGCAUCUCCUGGAGAGCUGCUGUGAGUCAGUGUUGACAGUAUUGAGCUCGAUGGACAUUAAUCGUUGGCCUGACUCAGUAUAGGGCAGUUUCCUAUGCUCCUGUUUAAAUCAUCCAUUAGUUUGCUUUCGAAUGACGAGGAAUUCUGUCUCAUUCUUAUAGGAUGAGUUCUAGCUCAGUGGUAGAAUGCCUGGUUUGAGUGCAGAUGGUCCCAGAUUCAGAGCCCAGGUGUGUCUGGGAAACACCCCCUGCCUGAAGCCCUGCAGAGAUGCUGCCGGUCAGUGUAGACAAGCAAGCCAGGCCAAUGGUCUGAUUCAGCAUAGGGCAGCUUCCCAUGUUCCUAUUUUAUUUGGAGUUUUAUGGUUUAGAAAACAGGUGGCUCAGCUGUAAGAAGCAUGAGAAACUCCGAGAAGAGUCUGGCAGCCGAAAAAUUUAAGGGGUGGUUGUGUCUUCCCUGUGAGGAAAGGCUGCAGCGUUUGGGACUUAUCAGUUUAGAGAAAAGGCGAGUGAGAGGAGAACAGGGUAGAAGUUUUUAGAAUUAUUCACGGCAUAGAGAAAAGUUCUUCUCUCUCAUAACGCUGGAACUUGGCACAUGCAAUGAAGCUGAAUGUGUGAAGAUUCAGGAGAGAUGAAAGGAAGGACUUUGUGAGAGAUGAAAGGAAGGACUACGGAACACACAAGGCAGUAGUGAUGGCCAUCCACUUGGAUAAUAAUAAUAAUAAUAAUAAUAAUAAUAAUAAAUUAUUUAUACCCCGUCCAUUUGGCUGGGUUUCCCCAGCCACUCUGGGCGGCUUCCAACAGAACACUAAAAUACAAUAACCUAUUAAACAUUAAGAGCUUCCCUAAACAGGGCUGCCUUCAGAUGUCUUCUAAAAGUCUGGUAGUUGUUCUUCUCUUUGUCAUCUGGUGGGAGGGCGUUCCACAGGGCGGGUGCCACUACUGAGAAGGCCCUCUGCCUGGUUCCCUGUAACUUGGCUUCUCGCAGUGAAGACUCCAGACCAUACGACUGUGCCAUUCUUUCCAGCAUUCAACAUUAUAUCCCCUUGAUUUGUCUGUCCGUUAAUUUCUCCCUCUCUGAUGGUCCUUAGGUUAUAAAUGUAACAGGCAUCUCUGUUGGAUUUGGGUUGUCUUCAGCUUGCGAUACGUUAAUUUCACAGGUGAGUAAUGGCUGGCUGCCACUGUGUGUUCGAAUUCUGGUGUAUGAAACGUAGUCUGAGACAAGGCCAGCGUCAAGGUGUGUCUUGCUUGAACAUUUUGAAAGGCUAGUCGCUGGGAGGGAAUCAGUGCUGGGUAAGACCUGCAGGGAAAGGAAACUCUGAAGAUGGCACUAGUUUCAGUUUUGUGUAUCGUUUAGUAGCCGCAAACAGCUAAGUAAAAUUUGUUCCUUAUAAUCCAGACUCUGUAGAUGAUUGGUAAGCUUGCAAAAUGCUACAAGAACCUGUAGCCCUUCAGAAGUUGCUGGACUACAACUCCCAUAAUUCCCCUGACCGUUGGCCUUGCUGGGACUGACUCUGGGAUAACCAGCCUCAUAUAACCCACAUGCUUAAAUCUAAUCAAUGCGUGAAGGGGUUAAGACCAUAGAGUAAGCUGUCCUGCUAGGCUUAACUAGGUCACUCCUCUUCACCUUAGGAGGAACUAGGUAAUCAAGUCUUUGUUCCCUCUCCAGUCUAGCUCAGAAGCUCAGCAUGUUAAGAGGCUAUGCUGGAGCAACAGCUUAGCUGCAUAGCUCUCACAAGCCAUUCUUGAGUUUCUGUACCAAUAAUUUAGGAACUUUCAACACUGUAACAAAGCCAAUUUUUACUGCCUGUGCAUUUCCCCCCUGAAUGCUGUAUGGAAAGGCACAUGAAUUUGACCUUUGGAGAGUUUGUAAGUAAAACAUUUUAAAGUUAACAAACCUGUGGUCUUUUUCUAUGCUAGGGGAAAAUUUGGAAAUCACAAAGGCAUAUGUUAAAGGUCGAACAGCCUUUAUUUUAAUGCUUUAAGAGUACUUGCCCCAAACCUGGAUCUUGGCAUCCAGGGAAUUAUCCUUUUAUAUCUAUUUUUCCCCCGGUGCACCAACACUGAUGCGAGUCAGAAUCUAGUAAUAUCUGGAGGGCCACAGGCUCCUCACCUAGAGAAACAAUGCCUUCUCUUUCUAGAACAUCCCAGAGCAGUGAAAUAUUGUGAAUAAAACUCCUGUUGUGAGUUACCUUUGUGUCCAAAGGCUGGAGAGUUUCAAUGAUGUUGCUUCUGUUUUUUUGGACCUUCACCCACACGCCCCCCUCCCCAGACGUAUGGAGGGAAGAAUAUGAAGAGGGUGGGCACCAUCCUGCAACGGGGGAUCCUCAUUCUGCUCCUCUGCUGCUUCCCCUGCUGGGCCGUCUUCGUCAACACAGAGCAGCUCCUCCUACUCAUCCGACAGGACCCAGAUGUCUCCAGGUGGGGAGAAAGAAAAGGGAAAUCCUCCACCCAGCAGUUUAUUGGACUUGAGGCUGAUCAUCGUACAUGCGAGUCCCCCCAUUCCCAUGUUCACACACAAUACCCCAUAUUUCCAAAGGUGGCUGGUGCCCACUGGGGCUGGUAGGGCGGAAGGCAGGGAGCCGAACAGCAGGUGGCGCCAAAACCAAUGAUGGGAAGAGGCAGAGUCAAUGAAAGGCAGAGCCAACUAAUUCUUGCUUUGCCAUCAUCUUGCUCUCUGCUGAGUUAUACAAGGGCGAAACUGAGGCCACAAUUGCACCAUACGUUCAAAGCACCACAAUACCACUUUAAAUGGUGGUGGUGGUUGUUAUUAAAUUUACUAUUAAUUUAUCUUGCUACAGGCAACUCAAAGCGACUUACAGAAACGAACAAGCACAUCCACAAAUUGAAACCAGGAAGGAAAAGAAAUACAUUAAAACAUGCCACCCACUCUGAACGGCCCUAGAUCGUCAGGGUUUCCCAAACAUGGGUCUCCAUCUGGUUUUUUGGACUACAGCUCCCAUCAUCCCUAGCUAGAAGGACCAGUGGUCAGGGAUGAUGGAAAUUGUAGUCGAAAAACCACCAGAGACCCAAGUUUAGGGAAACUCUACCCUAGAUCAUUAAACGGCAAAGGUCUGGUUAAAAAAGGAAUGUUUUUGACUGGUGCUUGAAGCUAUACAGCGAUGGUGCCAGGCGAGCCUCCCCCAAAGGAUCAUGGGAGCUGUAGUUCAUUAAGGAUGCUGAGAGCUACUAGGAGACCCCAUUUCCCCCUCACAGAGCUACAAUUCCCAGAGUUCCCUGGGAAGAAGGAUUGAUUGAUUAAGCCACCCUGGGAACUGUAGUUCUGAGGAGGAAACCGGGGUCUCCUAGCAACUCCCAGCAGCCAUAAGAAACUACAGCUCCCAGAAUUCUUUGGGGGAAGGCCUGGUUCUUUAAAGUGGUGUUGCAGGGCUUUAAACGUGCCCUGAGAUUGAAGAGGGAGGGCACAAAGAGUCAGGGCUAGAGUGCCCUUUUCUGCAGUCACACAAUGGCCUUGAAGCGAGGGAUUCUGGGAUAGCUGCUGCAUGCAAUCGUUUUCUUGUUUUUCUUGACAAGGGUUCCCAGGAAAAUGCACCUCUCAGCAAUGCCAGAAAACGAAGGCAUUGGCAGGGCACGGGGUGGGGUAGCUUCUGCGCUGUUACGAUGGGGUGCCCCCCCCAGGGAUGGGAACAAAUAUCAGCUGCAGGAUAAUAAACUGCUAAUUUUGGGGUUUGCUUUCUUUGCUCGUUCGUUUUCAUUGCUCCAGGCUCACACAGGUUUACGUCAUGAUCUUCAUCCCAGCGCUUCCCGUAAGUCUCCUAUUGCAUCCUGCUUUCUUUCGUUUUCUCGGUGGGGUCUUUAAAUGGAAUGGAUGGCAGUUCAGUGCUGGGAAUACCUGCUUUGCUUGCAGAAGGUCCCCCAGGUUCAGUCCUCUCCAGGUAGGGUUGGAAGUGGCCCCUGCCUGAAACCGUGGAGGGGCACUUCCAGGCCUCAGGCGCCUCUAGAAGAUAGCUGCAAGGCAGGCUGUGACCCAACUGGUCAAACUUUCCUCUGCUUCUAUGAGGCAGCGCAGGUGCUACAUUGGUUGGACUGCCGCCUGUCGAAAGCCCCGUUUGUUUUCCAAAAAGGGGCAACUCUGAGAAAAGGAAGUCAUCGCUGGGGGAAGAGACCAUUAUUUGCGUGGCGAUUUCCCGCCUCCCCCAGUGGAAAUAAAGACACAGGACACCAUGAUUAAGGUUAAUGGGCUAAAAUUGGCCACAACUUUAUUGGUUACAGGUAAGAGUGGUAUUGGCUUAGGCAUUGGUCCUAUCCACUAUCUGGCUUCAGCCUGAUUGCUUGAAGACCGGGAAGGGUUAACACCAGCAGGGGGAGCCCUGCUGAUGCACAUCAACUAGGUACUCCCCUGGGGUCACCGCUCGGGGGCGCGCUUUAGGCCCUGGCCUCCAUAGGCUUCGGCCCCUGGAAUCCUUUAACAGACUACCCUUCAAUAUUUGGGGGAGGUGAUGGCGCUCCUCCCCCCCAACACAUCUAAAUAACAAUACCCCUACCAAUGCCUAACCGCCAAGACCAAAGAAGUUGUGACGAUUUGCUACGAGGUAGGCGAAAAACCAAAUGGCUGGUGCCAAUUUGCCAAGUGGAAAAAAAUUCCUACCAGGCCCCUUAAUGGCGACCAACCGAGGUCCAUAGCAAGGUCAGAAGGAAGCCUGAAAAAGAAAAGGAGCGGGCGGGUGGGAAACACGAUCAGCUGCGCCGGUCAAAGAGGGAGAUCCCGGGGCCUCGCUCGCCUUAUAUGCGACAAGCCACACCCCCGAGCCAGCCGAUUGGCUCGAUCGUGCGAUGACGCUGCCCGAGGAGUCCCCUGAUCGCGCGGGGCUGGAAACCAUCCCCCGCGCUCGUGUUGGGGGCGUGAAGCCCGCAACCCCACCUCCUCCGGAUGUCGGAAGUGGCUUUUGCUCACACACCCCUGCUUUGGAUCGCAGGUUGUAUUCAUGCCUCCUUGCUCCACAGGCGACGUUUAUUUACCAGAUCCAGAUGAGGUACCUGCAGAAUCAGGUAAGAUGCUCUUUCUCUUGUUGGGGAAAUAAAGGCAGAAAAGGCAGCUGAGCAUGCAGAAGGUUUCAAUCGCUAGCAUCUCCAGGGAGGCCUGGGAAUAUCUCCGCCCCGACUGAAGCCCUUGAGGAGCCGCUGCUGCCAGUCAGUGCAGGCAAUACUGAGCAAGAUAGGCUGACUCAGUUUAAGGGGUGCAGUCCCCUGGACCCUCCCAAGUGUCCCUGUUUUCCAACGGCCUCGGUCCAGUAUACUUGAAGGAGCGUCUCCACCCCCAUCGUUCUGCCCGGACACUGAGGUCCAGCUCCAAGGGCCUUCUGGCGGUUCCCUCAUUGCGAGAAGCCAAGUUACAGGGAACCAGGCAGAAGGCCUUCUUGGUGGUGGCACCCGCCCUGUGGAAUGCCUUCCCACCAGAUGUCAAAGAGAAGAACAACUACCAGACUUUUAGAAGACAUCUGAAGGCAGCCCUCUUUAGGGAAGCUUUUAAUGUUUAACAGACCACUGUACAGUGGUACCGGUUACGUACUUAAUUUGUUCCAGAGGUCCAUUCUUAACCUGAAACUGUUCUUAACCUGAAGCACCACUUUAGCUGAUGGGGCCUCCCACUGCCACUGCUGCGCGAUUUCUGUUCUCAUCCUGAAGCAAAGUUCUUAACCCGAGGUACUAUUUCUGGGUUAGCGGAGUCUGUAACCUGAAGCGUAUGUAACCUGAAGCGUAUGUAACCUGAGGUACCACUGUAUUUUAAUACUUUGUUGGAAACAGCCCAGAGUGGCUGGGGAAACCCUGCCAGAUGGGUGGGGUAUAAAUAAUAUAUUAUUAUUAUUAUUAUUAUUAUUAUUAUUAUUAUUAUUGAAAGGUUGGUAUCUCAGUGGCAAAGCACCUGGUUCAUCUCAUUGCUAAAAUAAUAUCUUGUUUCAGAGGAUCAUCUGGCCUGAGGUUCUGUGCGGCAUUGCUGGAAACAUCGUCAAUCUGAUUGCAAAUUAUGUCUUCCUCUACCAGCUUCACAUGGGGGUUAGGUAAAUGAGAAACGGGUGGCAGGACCAACCUGCAUUUUGCAUGCACCGCCUGCCCACCUUUUUCUUUCUUUCGUCGGUGGAACGCUAGGAAUGUGUUGCAAAAUCCCUUGUUUGUAUAUAUCAAGUCAAGGGUUUUGGGUGGGGAUGUUCUUGGACGAUCAAGGUCUCUGCAAGGUUGUUGUUUUAACAGCAAGCCCAGAUCUAUAACCAGAAAGAACCUCUUUUUAAAAGACAGUCUUAUUUGCUCCUUAACUGCCUCCAUCAUGUCUGUGGAAGUAACAGUCAUUCCUCCUUGUCUCUGUUUCCUGCAUUUAACCAUAUUUUUAAAUGCAUUUCCCCUUCAAUUUUCCUGAUUAGCUUUUUAAAAAAAUUGAAGGAGGUAUACCAUAUUUUUCCAUGUAUAAGACGAGUUUUUUUGCUAAAAAAAAAAAUUCAGUAAAAAAAUUGUGGAUCGUCUUAUACCCGGGUGGUUAAAAGAAACACGACUCACCAAUAGCAUUGAAAGCUGCAAAAAAAAAAAAAAAAAAAGCUCCAAAAAAACCCCAACACAACAAUUUUCGGCAAUCCGCUCCAAAAAAGCUCAACAAAGUUGCUCAGUUUGAUGUUUAAAAUAUUGAUUUCUUAAGGGUUCAAAAAAGGGGUUUCCUUAUACAUGGGGGACUGAAAAAUACGGCAAUUAUAUCACUUUCAAUAGACCCAUUGUGAUCUUCGGUCCUUCAACAAAGUGUGUGUUGCUUUUGUUCAUUCCCUCAGUUAUUGUGAUUUUCGGGAAUGGACCCAAACGGUGCGAUGGGGUUGGCGCUUCCUGCCUGCACAAAGAAAGUCGGGGUGACCUCCCAAGGCCUGAUUCUGGGGGUUGCCAACCUUUGUAGGCAUGUGGGGACAUUUGGGUGUCUGUGUGAAUGCUGUGGAAGGCUUUCUCCUCUAUUACUUCUCUUCCCUCCUUCCCCAGAUCAACACACACACACACACACACAUGCCACCGAAAGAGAGGAUUUGGGUCUAACUCAAAUCCAGUCGAAUUCACCUGAGCCUUGAAAAGCACCACAGAGCAUCACAAACUUUUUAUUUAUAACAACCAGUUAGACAAAUUAAGGAUCUAUAGAACUUUGUAACAUGCAGAGAAUAGCAUUUAUAGAGAAAUCAGGGAUUGGAACUGAGGGAAGUCGGGGGGGGGAUUAAGGAUGAUAUGUUUUAAGAUAAUAUGCUUUGUUUAAAUUUCUAAUAAAAAUUAAAUUAAAAAAAGAAAAGCACCACGGAGCAGAAAGAGGGAAAGAGCGUCACUCUCUCAACUUCCUCCCUAAGCUCUACGAAUUUUUCUAGCGAGGGGGAAAAGUCACCCCCUUUCCUUGCUUCAUGGCCAGGGGAGCAGUAUGUGGGCAGGCUCAGAGGGUUUGUGGGUGCCAAGGAAGGACCCGAAAAAUCGGUCUCUAGCCCCCCACCUCAUACGUUGCCAACCGUUUUACAAUGCUCUACCAUGUAAUGUUUCCAACAUGGACCUCGCUUAUUUGUUAAUCUCCCCUCUUUCCUCAUUCCAGGGGCUCUGCCUGGGCCAACACCAUCGCACAAUAUUCGCAAGCCAUUGCUCUCUUCCUGUACAUCAAAUGGAAAAAGCUUCACGCUGAAACCUGGGGAGGUAACCUGCUUGUUUCCCAACGCCCCCGUCUCUUCCGAGUUUCCUUUCCCAGUUUCAUGUUGGAAGUGCGACCGCAGGGAUCAUUCAGUUUGUAACUCAAGGGUUAAUUCUGUUAAAGGCAGCUAGCUCAGAGGGAGGGGGAGGUGUUGCUUAGCAACCAUGCGGAGGGGCAUGAUCCUCCCUGAGGUAACACAUGCUCUGAUUGGAGGUGUAGCUUUGAGGGCAUUUUCUCCCCUCUGUUUGGUUGAAUGUCUCUCUGCUGUAUACAAGACCUGCUUUAAAAAGACAAAACCUCUAUAUAAUUUAUAUGCUGCUUUUGUCCAGUUUCCUCAGUGAAGCGUUAUCAGGACUUUUCUCUUGGGACUCUGUUAUUUAACUGACUUUGCCAGCUUUACAUACAUAACAAAUGUUGCCUCAUCAGAAAAUAGCAUUGAAAUCUGCCCUGUUUUUUUCUCCCUUUCUUCCCUGCUCUCUCCAAAUCCUAGGAUGGUCCACCGAAUGCCUCCAGGAAUGGGAUGUGUUUAUGGCCUUAGCUGUUCCCAGCAUGCUCAUGACCUGCAUUGAAUGGUGGACCUUCGAAAUCGGAAGUUUUAUGAUAGGUCAGUGGGAGGGGAGGUGUCAUGGGCAGUGGGUGGGGCCAGAAGACCAAGCCAAUCGCAUUGGAGCAUGGUAAUUACAAUACAAUGCCCAGAUGCUACUAUCUGCACAGCUAGGCUGGUGACAUAAUUGCACAGGCACCAAUUGCAGCUCAGGAACUGAGGCAGAGAAAACAACCAGUGCCCUGUUAACUUUUUAUUCCUACACACACACACUGCAUUUAUUUAUAUAAUCUGCGGCUCAAAAUGUGAAAUGUAGAACUUGGCUAAUGCUUUAUAUAAUGAAUUUUACCAUGCAAAUAGUAAAUAAUACUUACCACCUCCUAACAGAAAAAGUAAUACAUACAGUGGAACCUCAGUUUUCGAGUGUCUUGGAAGCCGAACAUUUCGGUUUUCGAACGCCAAAAAUCCUGCAUCGCUUCUGUUUUUGAAAGCACCUCGGAAGUCGAAUGUUUCAGAAGUUGAAUGGUCUUCGAGAAUGGAUUAUGUUCGACAACUGAGGUUCCACUGUACCAAGUACAGAUUCUGAAAAAUAAAAAAGGACACCAACCUUACAAACAUUUAAAGCUAUGGAACUACAGUGGACCCUCGAGUUAUGUACCGCUCUGGAUACGUAACUUUUGGGUUGUGAACACGGCAAACCUGGAAGUGGCGUCUCCAGUUACGGACUUUUCAGGUUAAGUACGAACCCCCAGAACGAAUUUAAUUUGUAUCCAGAGGGUCCACUGUAUUAGAUUGACAAAUACCAUACUUUUCCGUCUAUAAGACUAGUUUUUUUCUUGAGAAAUCAUGCUAAAAAAUGGGGGUCGUCUUAUACACGGGUAGUGAAUAGGGUGACGUUUGAUUGGUUGCUGCUGUGGCUGUUCAUGGCUUUUGUGCGUGUUAUUGGUUGCUGCGUCAAUGGGUGGUGUUGAUUGGCUGAUGCUGCGGCAACUGGGCGGGCGUUCGGCAGCUUCUGCCGACGAUGGGACAGACGGGAGGCGGAUUUUGUGAUGCGUGCGGGUGAGUGAUUUUCGGCAAUCCCCCCCCCUAAAAAAAAACUCAACAACCCUGGGGGUGUCUUAUACAUGGGGGCGUCUUAUAGACGGAAAAGUACAGUAAAUAUCACCUCACAUAACUAACAGCCUGUAUACAGCAUUAAACUAUUUCCAAACAACAGGAGAGCAAGAAAAUAAAAUUAUGGCUAAUACUUUUUACUUUUUAACUCCCUGCUCCCUGGUUAUAAAGGUGUUUGUCUCAGUAGCAGCUCACAUUCUUGGGGAGACUCCUGAGAGAGAUGCCUUAAGGGCCGCAAUGUUUUGAAUGUUUGAAUGCUUUGAAUGUGUACAUGUCUAAAGCCCAGCACAGUCCUCUGUCAACGAUUCCCACGUCCUGCCUUCCCUCCUCCCUCAAUUUCCCCCAACCCAGGUCUCCUUGGGGUCCUAGAGCUGUCGUGCCAAUCCAUCAUUUACGAAGUGGCCACGAUCGCCUACAUGGUAAGACCUUCUCCAUACAAAUUAUUAUCGUGUUACAUUUUGGGGUGGGUGGGUAGGGCAAGUCUGGACGAUCCCCUUGGGUCGCUGUGAUCCUAUACAGGUCAGGUCUGAGCAAAAGAGGACGCUGAACUGGUCAGACGAGUUCCUUUGUAAGAUAAUGGCCAGCGAAGUGCCCUCAUCAGCAUCUCGAAAGAGUGAGCUGUGUUGCCAUAGAGACAACAUGGGGGAGCCUUUUCCCCAUCUCACCUAGUCAUCCUAGGAGGGAGAACAAUAGGUUCAGUGGCAGGUGAAUACUUUUUUGUUCCAGCAAACCUUGGGGACGGAUGGAUAUCGUUUUAUUGCAAUUACUUUGUAUUGCUUUAAUAGCUUUUAUAUAUGUAUAUAUAGGGACGUAGGUGGCGCUGUGGUCUAAACCACUGAGCCUCUUGGGCUUGCUGAUCAGAAGGUCGGUGGUUCGAAUCCCCACGACAGGGUGAGCUCCCGUUGCUUGAUCCCUGCUCCUGCCAACCUAGCAGUUCGAAAGCAAGCCCCAAAGUGCAAGUAGAUAAAUAGGUACCACUCCAGCGGGAAGGUAAACGGCGUUUCUGUGCACUGCUCUGAUUCACCGGAAGCAGCUUAGUCAUGCUGGCCGCAUGACCCGGAAGCUGUCUGUGGACAAACGCCGGCUCCCUCAGCCAGUAAAGCAAGAUGAGCGCGCAACCCCAGAGUCGUCUGCGACUGGACCUAAUGGUCAGGGGUACCUUUACCUUAUAGAUGUAUAUAGUUUUAAUUCUAUCAGUGUUUAAUGGCUUUUUAAUGAUUCCCCCCCCUUUGUUUUUAGAGGUUCUUGUUUCUAUCUGUAAGCUGCCUUGAGUCCCUGUGGGGGUAUAGAUAUAUAAUUAGAAUAAUAAUGAAGAUGGGCCGAGUGGGACUGUGUGUGUGUUUGAGAGUUUCGGCUGAUGGUGGAAAGAGGAGAGACAGAGGCUUGUCUUGCUCUGUGCUGAACCCAGAGCUAUAACAUGAUUUGCUGGGGUGUUCAUGCUGUGAGCCCCUGCAUCCGAUGCCAAGGUUGUCUAGACGUGUAAACAAAACCAUCUAUCUCCACCGACCUUCACUCUCUCGCUGCUCAGAGAUCAGGGUUGUGCUGUAUAUCAUAUAUUUUAUAUAUACCGUAUUUUUCGCUCUAUAGGAUGCACUUUUUCCCCUCCAAAAAUGAAGGGGAAAUGUGUGUGCGUCCUAUGGAGCGAAUGCAGGGGGGGGAGGCAGGCAGGAAAAGCCCCCAAAAGCCGCACACAAGGUCCGCGCGGCUCUUGCGGGCUUUUCCUCAGGAGGGAGAAGGGACUGACGCAGCCAGUCAGUCUCUUCUCCCUCCUCAUAGAAAAGUCCACAGGAGCUGCGUGCUCCUUAGAGGGUACGCAGCUCCUGUGGGCUUUUGCGGGAGGUGGGGGUAUUGCCAUAGCCGUUCGCAGCCUCUCCCUGCCGGGGAGGUUGCGCGGGGCUAAAGAACCCAUAGCCCUGUUCAGCCUCUCAUGGCUGGAGAGGUUGCGCGCGGCUAUGGCAGAAGCCAAGACAGCGAGCGGGAUGCGUCUCGCUCGCUGUCUUGGCUUCUUUGCUCUUUGGGGCUGGGGGGGAAAGAACCCGAGCGUUCCCUGCAGCCCUGAGAAGCUUGCGGAGCAGCGGGAAGGCUGCGUGCCUUUCCGCUGCCCCCCGACCUUCUCUUUGGGGUGGCGGUGGGCUUCCCCCCACCAGCCCCAAAGAGGAGGUCGAAAGGAACCCGAAGCCUGGAGAGCGAGAGGGGUUGAUACGCACCGACCCCUCUCGCUCUCCAGGCUUCCAAGGUAGCCACCAGAGGGCAACUGAACACACCUUGAACGGCACCUUGUUUUAGAGGGGGAGAACAAGGGGGGAAAAUUCUCCCCCUCUCUGCGCAGCGCCUCCUGCUGCUUCGCUGAAGGGCGCUGCGCAGAGAGGGAGAAUUUUUUUUCUUGUUCUCCCCCUCUAAAACAAGGUGUGUCCUAUGGUUGGGUGCGUCUUAUAGAGUGAAAAAUACGGUAUAUGGGUGGAGCAAAAGUUGCAGAAACUGCCCAUUCCAUAAGUAACCCAUGAUAUUAUUUAGGAUGUAUGAGUAUGUUUUGAAGAAUGGCAGUUCGAGAUAUUUUGGGGCGGUGGUGGUUUCUCAAGGGCGAGAUGCUUCCAGUGAACAUACACACACAAUCUACGAUCCCGAAAGCUUUGGUUAAGGUGUCAAAAGCAACGCUGUCCUUUCCAGAUUCCGUUUGGGAUCAGUGCAUCUGUUAGCGUCCUGGUGGGCAACGCCUUAGGGGCUGGGAACUUUGAGGAAGCCCGGAAAUCCUUCGUGGUCUCCAUUUUGUGCACAGGUACGUGGAAUUUCGCAGCAAGCUCUUCUCGUUUCAUAGAACUGCAGAAUUCGAAGAGACCCCAGGAGCGGUCAUCUAGUCCAACCCCCCGCAAUGGAACACAGUUAUUUCAUCUUAUACCAUGUCCCCCUUGGCAGCCAUUUUGUGACUGGCUCCCACAUCGCUUUCUCGACAUUCAAAAUGGCCCCCCAAACGGUUGCCAACCCCUGUUUUAACCCUUCUUGGGACAAAGAAGGCAAAAGCCAUAACUUCUCCCCUCAAGGCAUUGCAGGAGAGCUGGGUGCCAACCAUGGGGUUAAACAUUAACCCUUUUUGAGAGCAACAGUUACAGUGAUCGUCGCCUUUCUACUAUUUGUACUGUCUGGCUUGUGUCUGAUGCUAGUCCUACCUAGAGUAGACCCAUUUAAAAUAGUGGGUAUGACUAACUUGGGUGUCUGUUAAUUUCAGUGGGUAAAACUUAAACUUAUAAACUCUCUUUGAUCUUCUCCAGUGUUUUUUUUCCUGCUGAUGGGCACCCUGACGGCAUCCACAAAGGACGUCCUAGCUUAUAUAUUUACCAGCGAUGAGUAAGUCACAAACCAUGUUUUUUAGGCUGGCAAUAAUACUUAGCAUCAGUAUGGUGCCAAGUACACACCUUACAUUUAAAAGUGCUACGAUGUCACUGUAAACAGUCAUGGCUUCCCCCAAAGAAUCCUGGGAACUGUAGUUUGUUGAGGGUGGUUAGGAGACCCCUUAUUCCCCUCACGGAACUACAAUUCCCCAGGUUCCCUGGGAAGAGGGACUGAAUGCUAAACCACUCUGGGAAUUACAGCCCUAUGAGGGGAAUAGGGGUCUCCUAACAACUCUCAGCCUACUGUCCAAAAUCAAGGCCUCAUCCGCAAUAUAUAUUUAAAGCAGUUUCAUGCCACCUUCAAUAGUCGCAGUUUUGGUAUGCGUACGCACCUCGCCUGGUGUGUUCUGAGCAAUGCCAAUUUUUCUUCUGUGAAGCGGGUAUAUUUGGGGUGACUGCAACCCCAGAAUCGUCUGCGACUGGACCUAAUGGUCAGGGGUACCUUUACCUUUACCUUAUAGAUGUAUAUAGUUUUAAUUCUAUCAGUGUUUAAUUGCUUUUUAAUGAUUCCCGCCCCCCUUUGUUUUUAGUGGUUCUUGUUUCUAUCUGUAAGCUGCCUUGAGUCCCUGUGGGGGUAUAGAUAUAUAAUUAGAAUAAUAGUGAUGAUGGGCCUAGUGGGACUGUGUGUGUGUUUGAGAGUUUCGGCUGAUGGUGGAAAGAGGAGAGACAGAGGCUUGUCUUGCUCUGUGCUGAACCCAGAGCUAUAACAUGAUUUGCUGGGGUGUUCAUGCUGUGAGCCCCUGCCCCAUGAGUUCCUCUGAGCAUGAACAGAAAGCUGUCUUGGGACUAUUGGACUCUUGGCGCCCUUCCCAGGAAAGGGGUUUCAGAGUGUUCAGAUAUGUUUCAAUCUCUUGUUCUGGCAUGGUUCCCGGACAGAAAGCAAGUUGCAAUGUGGUUCUUUAGCAAGGCCAGAAGGCAUGAGAAAGGCCUGAGAAACAAUGGACUGUUCUCUACCUUUGUUACAGCAGAGCGGAAUGUUUCUGAUGCUUAGCUGCUGAGAAAAUGAUUUUGAAAAGCUUUGAGAAGCUUUGAGCCUGCUUUGGUGGGGGGUGACUUCGGGCCUAGGUGAGGUCACCUGUCCUCACCUUCCUUCAGUGUGCGCAGAGAGGCAUGAAAUUCUGUGAUUUCUUGUCAUGCAGUAAGAACUUGGCGACAAACUGCACCAUUGUUAUUAAAAGGGGGAAUUUCUUUGAGCUGACAAAUUGGCUUAGGAACAAAAAAUAAAGCAAGACAAAUGUUUCUGGGAGCUCGGUUGGGGCAGAACACAGAGUCUGAGGCAUUUAUGGGGUAGAGGGGCGGUUCUAGUCUGGUAUCUCGGGCCCAUAGAUGUGGCCAGAACAGCCUCCUAGAAAGGCAGGUUGUUCCUUGGAAUGAAACAAUAAACACACAAGACGUAAACGGCUGUACGUUUGAAAAAAUAAUAUAUACUAUUCACUGUAUUGAAUUGUAGAUUUCAACAGAAGUACUAACUCAAAGUUCAACGAAAAAAGUAGAAGACCCAGUGGAUCAGUUCAUUCUCUAAUCAGUUUAUGCAUAAGGUCCAUACACGUAUGUGUUUAUUUCACCUGUCUGUUCAUAAAGUACAACAAUCCACACGAAAGGUUGUUGCAGUUCCACAGAAUCCUUUCACAGAGUCUAAGACAAAGAUUUCAGGAAUAUUAGCCUUGUAGUACAAACUCUAAGUAAUGCAAAUAAAUACAGUAUCGUAAUCUCACACGUUUUACAGCAAAAUUAAUAUAAAAACCGUCAACAACCGUAUAUACCAUAUAUGAUAUCACAGGACAGUGGAUCUUAUAGCAUAGUAGUAGCAGCUGCUGUAAGCAAUUCAAUACAAUGAAUAGUAUAUAUUAUUUUUUCAAACGUACAGCCAGUUACGUCUUGUGUGUUUAUUGAAUAUGUUUCACGUAACCAUAGGUUUGUUGUUGUUUUGCCCUUGGAAUUAAACGGCACCCUUUCAUGGAAUCAUAGGAUUGUAGACUUGGAAGAGAUCCCAAGGAUCAUUUAGUCCAGCCCCCUGCAAUGCAGGAAUCUUUUGUCCAGUGUGGGACUCGAAUCCGCUACCCUGAUAUUAAGAGUCUCAUGUUCUACUUACUGAGGUAUCCCUUUUUGUUUUCUGUCUCUCUGCAAAUAGGGAGGUAGUUGAACUCGUGGCAAAGGUCAUUCCGGUCUACGUCGCUUUCCACCUCUUCGAAGCCCUUUGCGUGAGUAUAUUCACUUUUAAGGGAAAUAGGAUCUCUCAUCUUGUAUAAUAAUAGUAAUAAUAAUAAUAAUAAUAAUAAUUUAUAUUUAUACUCCGCCCUCCCCGGCCAAAACCAGUCUCAGAGCGGCUAACAUCAAACGUAUAACACAUUAACAUAAAAUCAGGCAAUCAAUUAAAAUACAUCCUAAAAUCAGAUCAGGAAGUUGAAUUGAGGUUGGGCUGGGGUUUUUUUAAUGCUUUGCACAAUGCACAACCUACUCAUUGUUCUCAUGCCUUCUUAAGGAGAGGUCUAAUCCAGUCCCAAGAAAAGAAGAAUGGAUACUAAAAACUUACGGAAUAUGCAGAAAUGGCAAAACUUGCCGGAAAAAUAUGAAAUCAAGAUAACAAACUUUUUAUAAAGGAAUGGAAAUGGUUUAUUGAAUAUUUACAAACAAAUUGUAAACUGAUAAGAACAUUGACAGGAUUAUUGUAAUAACCUGCAGUUUCAUAAAAAAUAUAUAUUUAGAUGAAUAAAUGAACAAAUUAAGUUAAUUUGGAUAUGCAGAAAAUAUUAAAAAUAAAGUUCAGGAGCUGCAGAAAGAGGGCGAAGGAAGUCAAGUUUUUAAAUGUUAAAAUGACAGUAACAUUUUUGAAAUGAAUCAGGGCUUGGUUCUGGAAAGUCACGAAUAAUAUGAGAGCAGGAGAAAAGAGUUUUAAAGUUCUCUGCCUUGCUUUUUUGGGUGGCCAAGGCCUUCUUGGCACACUGGCUCCAGAAGGAUAGAACUGCACUAAUGGGGACAGUUUUUGUUACACCCUUUUUGUUGUAUUUUGUAUUUGGUUAAAGGGAAAAAUGGAAAUUGAUGGUAGAAUAAAAGGAGAAUUCCCCGGAUGCCUAGAUAUCCGGGUUUGGGGCAAGUACUCUUUGGUGAGAAAACCCCAGCAUAGAUUUAAAACCACAAAGCAUGCAGCAAAGUGUGGGAAUAUAGGCUUCCAAAGUCCCCCCACUUCCCUUUGCCUAGAAAGAGACCACAUGGUCGGUAAGUUAAAAUGCUUUACUCACAAACUUUUCCAAAGUCAGAUUCACGUGCUUUUCCAUACAGCAGCAAGAAAACACAGGCAGUAUAGUUUCCAAAUGUUACACUGUUCCUGAAUUAUUUGUAUGGAAACUCAAAGAUGGAUCGCUGAAGCAAUGCGUUCUAAGCUUGGAGCAGCCAGCUUAGACCUCCUUACUGGUCAGGUGGAAGGGAAAGACCAAAGAGUCUGGCCACCCUUCCUCCCAAGGGGCGGGUGUUGUAACCUAGCUAAGCCUGACAGGACAGCUUACUCUAUGGUCUUAACCCCAUCCAUGCAUUUAGAGUGGUUCUAUGAGGCUGGAUGGACGCGGGUGGCGCUGUGGGUUAAACCACAGAGCCUAGGACUUGCCGAUCAGAAGGUCGGCGGUUCGAAUCCCCACGACGGGGUGAGCUCCCAUUGCUCGGUCCCUGCUCCUGCCAACCUAGCAGUUCGAAAGCACACCAGUGCAAGUAGAUAAGUAGGUACUGCUCCGGCGGGAAGGUAAACGGCAUUUCCGUGCGCUGCUCUGGUUCGCCAGAAGCGGCUUAGUCCUGCUGGCCACAUGACCCAGAAGCUGUACACCGGCUCCCUCAGCCAGUAAAGCGAGAUGAGCGCCGCAACCCCAGAGACAGCCACGACUGGACCUAAUGGUCAGGGGUCCCUUUACCUUUUUAUGAGGCUGGAUAUAUCCCACAACGUUUUGUGCGUACCACCCCAGAAGGUAAGCCCUGUGUGAGACGCAAUCAUAUUGUAACCCCUUCUUCCCCUCUUCGCAGUGUACCACCAGUGGGGUCUUGCGUGGCACCGGGAAACAGAAGCUGGGCGCCAUCUUCAACGCCGUCGGGUACUAUGCUGUGGGAUUGCCGGUGGCCAUAGUGCUGGUUUUCGUGGCCAAAAUGGGACUCAUAGGUACCACUCUUAAUAGCAAGUUCCCUCAUUGGUCCGUCUGGCUCAGUAUUGCCCACACUGAUUGGCUGUGGCUUUCUGGUGCCUCAGGAAGGAGUUCCUAUUCUUUUACCUGGAGGUGCCAGCGGGAAUCAAACCUGAGACCUUCUGCAUGCAGGCCAGACACUCUGCCUCUGACGUAUAGCCGCCGUUGACCCUUCUGUGUGGUCUCUCUCCUCCUUUUCCCUCAGGCCUCUGGCUGGGCAUGUUGAUAUGUGCCCUUAUCCCUUGCAUAUGCUCUAUAACCUACAUUGGCCGGAUGAACUGGAAGCAGGCGGCUGAGGAGGUAGGGAGAUUAAUAAUAAUAAUAAUAAUAAUUUGUUAUUUAUACCCCACCCAUCUGGCUGAGUUUCCCCAGCCACUCUGGGCGGCUUCCAAUCGAAUGGUAAAAACAAUACAGCAUUAAAUAUUAAAAACUUCCCUAAACAGGGCUGCCGUCAGAUGUCUUUGAAAGAUAAGAUAGCUACUUAUUUCCUUGACAGCUGAUGGGAGGGCGUUCCACAGGGCGGGCGCCACUACCGAGAAGGCCCUCUGUCUGGUUCCCUGUAACCUCACUUCUCGCAAUGAGGGAACCGCCAGAAGGCCCUCAGCGCUGGAUCUCAGUGUCCGGGCUGAACAAUGGGGGUGGAGACGCUCCUUCAGGUAUACAGGAGCAAGGCCGUUUAGGGCUUUAAAGGUCAGCACCAACACUUUGAAUUGUGCUCAGAAACAUCCUGGGAGCCAAUGCAGAUUCGCUUAAAGGGUGGGGUUUUUUUCUUUUUUGGGGGGGCCGCAUUCCCUGUGUCGGGGGCCGUAUGUUGGCAGCAAGCGGAGCCACAGGCAAAAGUGUUCCAGAUUAACUGAUCUGGAGCAAAGACCACUCUGCUUCCAUUUUCCGUGUAAUAAUUUCCCCGCUGGAUCGGGGCAAAGGGAGCCCACCUAGCCCGGUCAGAAGCCCACAAGCAGGGCCGAAGCACAGCAGUGAAGCUCCCCCCACUUACGACCCCAUGUUGGCGACAGUUUCCUGCACUGCGGGGGUUGGACUAGAUGACCCCCGGGUCCCCUCGCAACUCUUCAGUUCUCACGAUUCCACGAUCCGUGGCCACCUUGGCUUGUAGCUGCCGAUGGACACCUCUGUGGAUUCGUCAAAUGCUCUUUUGAAGCCACUCGGAUCAGAACCAACAGGUGUGCCCAGGUGAAAAAGGAACAAAUGUGUAGGAAGAACAGGGCAGCGUUGGGGGCCGCAUAAAAUGAUGUCAGGGGCCACAUGAGGCCCACCAGGACAGCAGGAGCUAUGUUGGAGUAGGAAACAAUACGAUGGCCAAGGAGAGUUACGUAAUUUUCUAUUGUUUCUUUUUCCUGUUUUUAUCUUGUGAGUCAUUCCAGUGUAAAACUGGAAAAUUAUUGCAAGUGCUGAACAUAGAAGCUUCCUUAUCUUGAUCCAGCCCCUUGGUCCAUCCAGCUCAGCAUUAUGGACACUGGCUGGCAGCCGCUCUCCAGAGUUUGUGGCAGGGAGUCCCACCCCCCACAGCCCAACCUGGAGAUGCUGCCAGGGACUAAACCUGGGACAUUCUGCAUGCCAAGCAGGGGCCCCAGGCACUGAACUGCAGCUCCUCUCCCUGCGGAGAGGUCCGAGAAACCUUUAAAAAAAACCACACCCAAAUCCCUGGCCGCACAAAGUGCUUCCUUAACAAACUGUCUGGAUCCUCCCUCCAGGCUCAGCACCGUGCAGGAUUGACCCAGAGGCUGCCCCCGGAGGGUUUGAACUCGGCUCCCGUCCCAACCAAGAUGGCUCCUUCUUCCGGUAUGGAACACGAGUUUGUUUUUUGCUUGUUUGAUCAGAAGUGUGGCCACUUUUCGACUGCAAGGCUUAUAAACAGGGGAACCGGCGGCCCUCCUUCAAAGGCCAAGGGGAGUGUCGAAAUGCCCAUUAACACCAACCCCGCAGAUGCAAAGGGAGGGGGCGAUGCCGUUGGGCUGCUGGCUUCGUUGGUUUUAUAAAACAUGGGGAAAGUCAUGUCUCCCUGCCCCCACAAACUUAUUUUAGCCUCCUGCUGCUCUGUAGCACAAAGGGGUCAGUGCCAGGGCCUGAUUUAAGUCUGACGAGUCCCUAAGCUACUGAAGGUAAUGGGGCUCUUUGUAUGUCCAGCUGUCCUUUGUCAACAACAAAUCGCUGCUGUUUUUGUUGUUGAAUAUAUAAGGUAAAAAGGUAAAGGGACCCCUGACCGUUAGGUCCAGUCGUGACCGACUCUGGGGUUGCAGCGCUCAUCUCACUUUAUUGGCCGAGGGAGCUGGCAUACAGCUUCCGGGUCAUGUGGCCAGCAUGAGUAAGCCACUUCUGGCGAACCAGAGCAGCGCACGGAAACGCCGUUUACCUUCCCGCCGGAGCGGUACCUAUUUAUCUACGUGCUUUCGAACUGCUAGGUUGGCAGGAGCAGGGACCGAGCAACGGGAGCUCACCCCGUCGCGGGGAUUUGAACCGCUGACCUUCUGAUUGGCGAGUCCUAGGCUCUGUGGUUUAACCCACAGUGCCACCUGCGUCCCUUAUUCACCUGCCUUGUAGUCAGGACUUUUCCCACAGUGCCUUGUAGUCACUUGUAGUGUUGAAUAUACGCUAUAUGGUAAUUUAUGGACCUAAUAGGUAUCUAAAGCCAUUUGCACGUAACAAAGGGCUAGCAGGCGGGGCCCAUUAUUUACAUCAUAGGAGCCUACACAACACAAAACACUGUUGCUGUAUGUAGGUUUUAUUUUAUUUGUUUUUUAUCUUAUAUUUUGGAAACGUGCAUCCAGUUUUUUUUUCCUUUAAAUUUUUUUAGGGCCCCCAAGAGAGGUGGGCUCUAAGCUGUUUAGCUUAUACGUAAAUUUGCGCCUGGUUGUUUCGUCCAACGUGGGGCUCGAACCCUGAGACUGAAGAGUCUCACGCUCUGGCCACUGAGGCGCAAUGCUUCAGAAACUAUACGCAGAAAUGAGCGAGCGAAGUCCAAGCAAGGGCAGAGUGAGGAAAAUGGAUGGCAGAGGCCUAUAUGGUCCGGGAUUCUGUUCUCACGGCAGCUAACCAGAUGCCAAGCUGACAGUCGUCUCUCUCUUCUUCUCCGCCUGCUGCAGGCCAGAUGGACGCUCAGAACGGAGCCGUCCUCCUUAGUUUCUCCAGGACCGACGGGCCAACUUACCAGCUCCAGCUGCAGGAUGAGACGGUGACAGGCCUCUCCACUGUGGGAAAAGUCCUGACUACAAGGCAACUGAUCCUCCAGAGGGGACUGGCCGUUGCAGCUGCUGUCAUCAUCCUGGCCAUCGGCGUCACAAUUCGGUUCUUCACGGUUAAAGAUUAGGGAUAUUCACACACACCCCAUUUUGGUUGGUCCAGGAAGGAGACAGAGGGAGGGGGUCCUGUUGGACUUAGAAGCAAGAAACUGGACCCCAGAAUAGCUGGGUGCAAGGUUGUGUUUUGAUGUCAUCAGCGAGUGCAGGACGGACUUGAACCAAGGACUUGGUGGCGCAAGAAACCCAGCUCCGGCUCAGAGAAGAAUAGCCACACUGCUGCCUGACAGAUGUCACUGUGCUACACUCCCAUCAUCCCUUGCAGUUGGCAGCCAUGUUGGCUGGGGCUGAUGGGAGUUGGAGUCCAACCGUUGCCUACCUCUGGCAGGGCAGAAACCAUGCUGUGGAGAGGAAGGGCCGCCUCUCGCUAUGUUCUGCUCAAGAGUUGACCAAAACUGAAAUGAAUGGGCCUCCGUCAGCUGUGCCCAUUAAUGUCAAUGGGUCUACUCUGAGUAGGAUGCCACCAUGAAACGAUAUCAAUAAAGCGCUCAAGGCCCAAAGGUCAAAUCAGGAAAAACUCUUAAUCAUUAAAAAGCUUCAACCC